UUUGUUUCCAGCUAACUGAUUCUCUCUUGAAAAUGAGAAUGGAUAGCAGUCUUGGUUCUCAAGUUGCUGUCCUGCUUUGCUUUCUUCUUCUUGGCUCACCUGAUGGCAAUGCAGGUAUUCUUAGGACUUGCAAGUUCGAUGCCAUAUAUCAGCUGGGGGAUUCAACAUCCGACACUGGGAAUCUGAUCCGAGAGGACCCUUUUUCUCCUUGUGCAAAUGGCUUACUUAUCAUCGAUUUUCUUGCUUUAUCUGCUGGAAUCCCAUUCCUACAGCCCUACUUGAACAGCGAAGCACUAUUUAGUCGCGGGCGUGGAGUGAAUUUCGCGGUUGCCGGCUCCACCGCUUUGCCUGUGGAAAUUCUAGCUGAAAACGGAAUUGUUGCCCCUGUUACCAACACUUCCCUUAGCAGGCAGCUUGACUGGAUGUUCACCCAUUUUAAUGGCAUAUGCCGCGAUGAUGAAGAUUGUUACCAGAAACUUAAAACGGCUCUGUUCAUUGUUGGGGAGAUUGGAGGCAAUGACUAUAGCUACGCCUUGUUUCAAGGCAAAUCCUUUGACCAAGUCAAAUCCAUGGCCCCUUCCGUUGUUCAAGCCAUAAAGGAUGCUGUAGCCAGAGUCGUCGGCUACGGUGCUACUCGGGUGAUUAUUCCCGGAAACUUCCCGAUCGGCUGUUUGCCAAUACAUCUCAGGGGGUUUCGAUCCAAUGCUUCGGAUGCUUACGACGAUUUUCAUUGUCUCAAGGACUUGAACGGCUUGUCAAACCAUCACAAUGACCUUCUGAAACAAACUAUAAAAGAAUUGAGAAAACUUCCUAAUGCGAUCAUAGUAUAUGCCGACUAUUACAAUGCAUACAUGAAGCUCUUGAACAAAGCGGCGUUUCUUGGUUUUGACCCUCACACGACGGACAAGGCUUGUUGUGGUUACAAUUUGGGGUCCAACAAAAUGUGUGGCGCACCAGACGUUGCACUGUGCCCAAAUCCCGACCGCUACAUAAGUUGGGAUGGAAUCCAUUUCACACAAAAAGCUUACAAGUUUAUUACAGGCUGGUUCCUUCAUCACAUCUAUCCACACCUUCGCUGUGCCGUUUGAGUUGCAUUUAUUAUUUCUGU
Molecule: messenger RNA, 1108 nt
Organism: Hibiscus syriacus
Lineage: Eukaryota; Viridiplantae; Streptophyta; Magnoliopsida; Malvales; Malvaceae
Product: GDSL esterase/lipase At5g03980-like
Molecular function (GO): hydrolase activity, acting on ester bonds
Source: RefSeq, a predicted model, not a curated record